UUAUCCUUUGCCUCCACUUGAUCCAUCUCUCCACUCCCCUCCAUCAAGAAUUCCAUUUCUUUUUCUUAAAAAAAAGAAUUCCAUUUCUUCCGUGGGAUUUCCGCGAUUUUUUCCUCGCUCGGUUUCUUGUGGGGGCCUGCGAGGCGGGGGAAGGCAAAGCAGCGCAGCAAAAGUUGCGAUCUUUAUCGGCUGGAUUCCUCUCCCCCUUUCUCUCUCUCCUCGCCCUCCGCUUCCUUUGUGCUUCGUUGUUGAGACCCACUUGCCUUUCUUCUCUCUCAUCCCCCCUUCCAACUCCUCCAGUCCUCCUGUUCCCUGGAAAGAAAAAAAAAGAGGAGAUCUUUUGGUGCAAGAUUCGAUCAGCUGUUGCCGCCUUGCUGCACAGAGAUUUGCUCCUUUCUUGGCCCGUUUGGCUUGGUGGUUUAUUGGAGUGGCACGGCUUUCUUUUUCUUGGCUGUUGCAGUUCUUGAUCCAGGCUCGGAUUGCUGGGGUGGAUGGUUGCCCUGAGGCCGAGAUUGCUGCUCGUCGGGUGAUUCCUUGGUCGCUUCUGGUGGCGGUGGCCUCGUUUGAUCCGUUUCUUUGGGAGAUUUUGGUUGAUGUGUUGGGUUUCCUCGGAGCUCAGUUCCCCAAUUCGCCAUUUUGAUGAGGAGUUCUUCCUACUGUGAGAGCAACUGCGCUCCUCCUCUGUGCUACCUGCCCUGCCUCCUCAAAUCCAAAGACGAUGCAGGGGGUGAUCUGGAAUCCGAGUCUCCGAGCCCGGCAGCUGUCGCUGAGGACAAGCCGCCCGUGGUCCAGAAGAUUGAGGAAGCCGCGGCGGCGACCGGCGGCGGCGAUGACGACGACGAUGAUGAGAAGGGCUGUAAGGAGGUGGCGGUGGCUUCCAAGAGCUGCUUGAAGAGGGCUGAUUGUGUGGACAGCAGUAAAAAUGUGGUAAAAGGCAAUGUGAAGUGGAAGGAUUUGUUGGGGAAAGAUCUCACACAAGUCAAGGAAUUCGAGCCAAGCGAAUCCGGAGACUCGGACGACGACGAAGACGCCGGCGCCUGCACCUGUGUCAUCCAAUGAGCCCGGGGGGGUCUCCACUGUAAAUUCUGUGAAGAAAAAGAAAAACAAAAACAGAAGAGAAUUGCCUGAGUCAGCCAUUAGUCAUUGUGAGUAGAGGGUAGAGAGCAGCAGGUCCAUUGUUGUGUGUGGGUAUGUGGAUGGCAACGGCGCCAUGGCUUGUGUUGUCUUUCGUCAGCAGCUUCAACAGUAAAAUGUUGUUACAAAUGCAUAGCUUUAGAAGGUUUCCGCCAAAUGUGUCAUUCUUCUGUCUGAACUUUGUCAUGCUUGCUGUGGCUGAGACAUUCUCGUUUUCGUUUC
Molecule: messenger RNA, 1356 nt
Organism: Panicum virgatum (switchgrass)
Lineage: Eukaryota; Viridiplantae; Streptophyta; Magnoliopsida; Poales; Poaceae
Exons: 2
Coding region: 640-1059 (139 amino acids)
Source: RefSeq, a predicted model, not a curated record